CCGCGCAGCCCCCACAUACUCCCUCGCACUUCAUGUCCAGGAUCUUCUCCACCUCGAACACGUCGUCCCCAUCCUCCUCGCUAUCCCCAACGACCUCCGUUCCCUGAGGGGCUGCGUCCUUCUCCUCGCCCGCCGCUCCGACUCCUCCUCCGGCCUCGGGAGAGCCGCCAGUGCUGUCGGGAACUGACACGGCUAGCGCGGCCACGCUCAUGCUUUCCUCGGCCGCCGCCGCCGCCGCCGCCGCCUCCUCCUCGGCGUCCUGCUCGCGCAGGCUCGGCCGGCUGCUCAACUUUCUCUUCUACCUCGCCCUGGUGGCGGCGGCCGCCUUCUCGGGCUGGUGUGUCCAUCACGUCCUGGAGGAGGUCCAGCAGGUCCGGCGUGGCCACCAGGACUUCUCCCGUCAGAGGGACGAGCUGGGCCAGAGCCUGCAGGGCGUCGAGCAGAAGGUACAGUCUCUGCAAGCCACAUUUGGGACUUUCGAGUCCAUCUUGAGAAGUUCUCAGCAUAAACAGGACCUCACAGAGAAAGCUGUGAAGCAGGGGGAGAGCGAGAUGAACCGUAUCAGCGAAGUCCUGCAGAAGCUGCAGAAUGAGAUUCUCAAAGAUCUGUCGGACGGGAUCCAUGUGGUCAAGGAUGCCCGGGAGCGGGAUUUCACAUCCUUGGAGAACACGGUGGAGGAGCGCCUAACGGAGCUCACCAAGUCCAUCAAUGACAACAUCGCCAUCUUCACCGAUGUCCAGAAGAGGAGCCAGAAGGAGAUAAAUGACGUCAAGAUGAAGGUUGCCUCCCUGGAAGAAUCCAAGGGCGAUCGCAGUCAGGACCUGAAAAUCCUGGAGAAGGCCCUGAAGGAGGUCCAGGCCUCUGUGAAGUCCAGGGAGAGGGACAUUGAGGCCCUGCAGAGUUCCCUCCAGACCAUGGAAUCGGAUGUCUACACAGAGGUCCGGGAGCUCGUCAGUCUCAAGCAGGAACAGCAGGCGUUCAAGCAGGCAGCUGACUCAGAGCGCCUGGCCUUGGAGGCCCUCACCGAGAAGCUUCUGCGGUCUGAGGAGUCCUCCUCUCGCCUCCCGGAGGACAUCAGGAGACUGGAAGAAGAGCUGCAGCAGCUGAAGGCCGAGGCCCAUGGGGCAGAGGAGGCCACCGUCUUCAAAGACUCCAAAGCCUUAGAUGAGCUCCAGCGGCAGAUCGAGGGCCUCGGUGCCAGGCUCCAGUAUGUGGAGGAUGGAGUCUACUCCAUGCAGGUGGCCUCUGCUCGCCACACGGAGAGCCUCGAGUCCCUCCUGUCUAAGAGCCAGGAGUACGAGCAGCGCCUGGCUGUGCUGCAGGAGCACCUGGAGAGCCUGGGGUCCUCCUCUGAGCUGGCCAGCACGGUGAGGAGCCUGGGGGAGGUCCAGCUGACGCUGGCCGGCGAAGUGAAGGAGCUGCAGCGAAGUGUGGGUGAACUCCCCGACACAGUGGGGUCGCUGCAGGAACAGGUGCACUCGAUGCUCGGCCAGGACCACGCCCGGGCCACGGGCCUGCCUCCCCAGGACUUCCUGGAUAGACUCUCCUCUCUAGACAACCUGAAAUCCUCAGUGAGCCAAGUGGAGUCAGACUUGAAAAUGCUCAGGACUGCCGUGGACAGCUUGGUUGCCUACUCCGUCAAGAUCGAAACAAAUGAAAACAACCUGGAAUCAGCCAAGGGCUUGCUGGAUGACCUGAGGAAUGAUCUGGAUAGGUUGUCUGUGAAAGUUGAAAAGAUCCAUGAAAACAUCUAAAUGAACUGCUUGUGCGGGGCACACAUUUAUAGUCCAGUUUCUUACGACCAAAAAACAAAACAAAACAAAACAAAAUCAUUGUUCCCUCCCAGGGACCCUCCCCCCAGCCUCUUCCCCCUUCCCCCACGAAAAGCAGGAGACAGCAUCUGAGCAUGACCGCGUGGUGCUCUGUGCCCGGUUAAUUUAUUUGCAGUUAUUACCACACACCCUUGGGUUCUGAAAUCCUGUUUCUGCCUUUGGUUUAGCUUCCUGAAGGCCCAGCCCUGUGCAGAAAGGUGUCUGUUGUCAGGGAGACCACAGUGGCUUUAACUGGGGAUUGACAGGGAGCAGAUUAACCUAAAAAAAAAAAAAAGAAAUAAAGAAAUCCUGUCUGGCGGACGGGUCUGUGGUGAAGCACAGCAACAGCAGGGGGAGGCACGUUAAUUGUCCUUAAGGAAAAUCAAUUUCACUUUUUUUAUACUCUCGGCCCGAGUUUUUAUGUCUCUUGUCUUCCACUUGGAACUGGUAAGAACCACAGAUGUGAGCUCUGAAUGGGAGGAGGCCAGGGCCCCAGAGCCUUCUGCUUGAGGGUCACUUCCAGAGGCGGGGUCCCUUUCUGUCCCUGAGUCUAGUGAUAUCCAAGGCAACUAUGCAAAUUCAGAAGGUUCUGAGUGUGAAAACCGCCCCGGGAGGUGCCCUUCCUUACCUCCCGGUGACCCACCUGUGCCGCCACAGUAGGGGAGGGGUCACCGAGGACGUUUGGAAUCCCAGAGGGGAGGCCUUUGUGUCUGCCAUCCUCGGAGCUGUACUUCCCACAGAGGAUGUGGGCACCUCCCUGGGGCGGUGAGCCGGCUCUUUUUGUUUUGUCACAGUGUUCCUGAGCGAGUCUCCUGUCGCCCGGCCUGUCUGUCAGUGAGGACCAUGUGUGCUGCAUUUCUGUGACUGUUGCUGUCCCGUGCCCUCAGAGCUGUCCUUCUUCAAUGGCUGCCUUGCCCUUCCCACUCACCCCACCCCCAAAAAAAGAAGAAAAGAAAAAUUAAAAAAAAAAAGCUGAAAAGAAAAACAAGGUUUGUUAGUUUACUGUGAAAUGAACUGUAUGGCUUAUUUACAGUAUUUUUAAUUCUUAAUAAACACUUGAGCUUUGUUAUGA
Molecule: messenger RNA, 2883 nt
Organism: Peromyscus maniculatus bairdii (prairie deer mouse)
Lineage: Eukaryota; Metazoa; Chordata; Mammalia; Rodentia; Cricetidae
Gene: Ckap4
Product: cytoskeleton associated protein 4
Cellular component (GO): rough endoplasmic reticulum
Source: RefSeq, a predicted model, not a curated record